Diorhabda carinulata is the source of this 2949-nucleotide messenger RNA. Its product is annotated as jerky protein homolog-like. The transcript has a single exon. The record is from RefSeq and is a predicted model, not a curated record. Gene Ontology annotation, molecular function: DNA binding. The coding region runs from base 1440 to 2702 and encodes 420 amino acids. Lineage: Eukaryota; Metazoa; Arthropoda; Insecta; Coleoptera; Chrysomelidae. Gene Ontology annotation, cellular component: nucleus.
AGAAAAUAUAACAACUUUAUUUAUCAUAAAAAGUAUAUAUAUAUAUAUAUAUCCUACUGUGAUAUUAACAUAGUGUUAUUAUAUUGUUACUUUCAAUCAGGCAAGAACAAUUACCAUUCUUUUAGAAAUAAAUUAAAUGAUAUAAAUAAUAGGUACCUAAAGAAAUUAUAUACACAGCUAUAUAAAUAAAUACAAAUAAUACCAUUUCGUAAAUAAGGGAAAACCCUUUUUCAACGUAUACAGGAUGUCUACAACAAUAUAAAAAUUUCACAGUAGUUAUCUUGCAAACAUAAAUGCAUUUUUCGUACAGUGUAUCACAAGAAAAAAUAAAUUUCUUUACAUAUUGGGGGUAAAAACAUAAAUUUUCCAUACUAUAGGGAUAAUAACACUUUUCUUAAAAAUUUUUCUAGUUUGAUUUGGUUUGGAUUAGAAGUACAUUUGAAAUUUUGUAAUUUGGAAUUGAUCCAAUGUUCCCGAAGUUAGAAUCAUAUAGAAAAUGUAUAUAUAAUGUGACGCUACCUAUAAUAAAUUUCAAUAUCUAUAAUUUGUCUCAUAAAUUAUUUUGUGGUAAAAACAAAUUCAUGAAACAGCACCCAUCUAGGUAAAGAGUAAAAUAGGGGUGAAUUGUGACACUCAGUUUAUGUUUAACUGUCCUAUGACUUUCACCUUUUGAAAAUUUUGCUAUGUGGUUAAAAAACCAAGAGUAAUAGCUUUGCUAUAUUCUUUUUUCAGCAUUAAAAAUUAUUAAUCAUAGAAAAGAUAUUGAGGGGAAAAUUAGAAGGAACUUAGUUUAGAUUUAGACCCAAUAGGGGCACGUAAAACGCAAUAUUCAUACUGAGACAACAGUAGACAAAAGCAAUAGACCAAUAUAUGGUUCCGAAACAUGGUCAAUGACUGAAAGACACAGGAAAAAGAUACAAACAACAGUAAUAAGAUUCCUCCGGAAAAUUGAGAUCAAUACUUGAUUAGAUCACGUCAAAAACAAAUACUACAGUCAAAUAUUGAAUACAAAAUCUGUAGAAUAAUACAUAGAAGAAAAUCAACUAAGAUAAUUCGGACAUGUAAAAAGAACAAGUAAGGAACAGAUAACAAGAAGAAUACUAGAAGUCAGAUUAUAAGAACGAGAAACAGAAGAAGACUUGGAUGGACAAUUUGUCCAAAAAAAGUCUAAGUGCGCUAUUAUUCUUCCCCCCGAGAAGCCAGUGUUUGCGCGUUCGCUCACUAUUAUCCUUCCCUCCGCGAAGUCAGUGUAGGCACAACACGUGGUAUGAGUCCCCACUCCAGUUCCGGCGCAUUGCAGUCACGGCGCACCUGUCAUUGUUUGUUUUGAUUGUACAUAGUCAGUGUGCUAUUGACCUUGCUCGAGGACGUUACUCUUUCGCUACGGCUUACUUUUGUUUGUGCGUGUACAAUAUGUAUGUACUGUAUUGUUUUUUACCAUGGCUUCGAAAAGAAAACGUGUUGUGCUAUCGUUAGCGGACAAACUGAAAAUUAUAGAGCAACUCGAUAAAGGUGUAACGGGUAAGAAGUUGUCUGAGAUUUAUGGUGUUGGACAAGCAACAAUUUGUGACAUUAAAAACAGUAAGUCAACACUUUUAAACUUUGUUUCGGUGCUUGAAAAUGAAGAUGAAAGUUCCUCCAGGAAAACAAUGAAGACAGCAACCAACAAAAAUUUGGAAGAUGCCGUGUUUAAAUGGUUUUUGCAGCAACGUUCUAUGGGAAAUCCUAUUUCAGGUCCAAUCCUUUGUGAAAAAGCCAAAAUCUUAGCAGAAAAGCUUGGUUAUUCAUCUUUUAAGGCUAGUAACGGCUGGCUAAGGAACUUUAAAUUCAGGCAUGGUGUACGCGAGUUAGAUUUGGCUGGUGAGAAGCUUUCAGCAGACUCUGCAGCUGCUGAAAAUUUUAUUGAAAAAUUUAAAACUGCAGCAGAAUCCUAUGAUCCGGCGUUUGUUUAUAAUGCUGAUGAAACUGGCCUUGUUUGGAAAGCAUUACCAAAAACCACUUUGGCUUCUAAAAGGGAAUCUAGUGCCCCUGGACAUAAGGUCAGUAAAGAACGUGUUACAGUGCUUAACUGUGCCAACUCCACUGGAAAUCAUAAACUACCACUUCUUUUGAUAGGAAAAUCAAAAAAUCCAAGAGCAUUUAAAAACGUAAAAAAACUUCCACUCUUCUACAAAAGUCAACCCAAGGCCUGGAUGACUGCAGCUUUGUUUACCGAAUGGGAUGAUGAAGUGUUUAUUCCUGAAGUGAAAAAGCACCAAAAAUCGGUGGGAAAAGAAGGCAGUAAGGUGCUUUUAAUUGUUGAUAACGCACCCACUCAUCCUACAGCAGAACUGUUGGAAAAAGAGAAUGGGCAGUUUAAAACGACGUUUUUGCCCCCCAAUGUUACAAGUUUGCUGCAACCCAUGGACCAGUCUGUUAUUGAAACAAUGAAGCGCCAUUACAGAAGGCAACUGCUGAGAAAACUGCUGAUCGAAGGUGCUGAAGAUGAAGAAUUAGUUUUGGCAAAUCAUAGCAAAAUAAAUUUAAAGGACUGCUGUUACAUGGUAGCGGAAGCUUGGAGUUUGGUUACGGCAGUGACGCUAAGACGUGCGUGGAAUAAACUGAAAGGCCUACCGUCUGAGAAGAACAAAAAAAAGAAUCUGAAGAAAAUGAGAAACAAGAAAAUGGAGAGGAUGAAGAUGAUGAAGAUGCGUUGCCACUAGAGGAAAUAAGAAAAAUGAUUGUAAAAAUUCCUGGUUGUACAGAAGUAAGUGCUGAAGAUGUAGGAGAGUGGAUGGCUUGUGACACGUCUGACCCUGGUUUUCAAAUUCUCAAUGACGAUGAAAUUGUUGAAAGUGUGAGAGAAGAUGUUGAAGUGGAAGAAGAACUUUCUGCUGAUGUUGAAGUAGACGCUGGACCAUCAGCUAGUGAAGCAUUUGCCGGCCUCUAGACUGCUUUGAAGUGGAUGGA